AUGUCCGCUUCCGAAGUCCUCUCCGCUCUCCACUCAGAAACCCCUGUCGAACUUCUCUCUGCUUUCCUUGCCAACCGCCCCGUCGAACUCCUCUCCGCCUUUCUCUCUGUCCAACCCCUCGAGCCUGUCCUGAUCUUCACCUCCGCCGAAGACGCAGCCCUCUUCCGAUUGCGCUGCAAGCAAGGUCGCAUCCUGCCAGAUUUGCCCCAGACAUGGGUGUACCUGCCCAUGCCUGAGGGGUUGCUACGUGUGCGUACAGCGCAUAUGGGGAAUGUGGCGUUUGAGUUUAGUAGUGGGCAGGCUGCGAGAGGGUUUAAUGCUGGGAUCAAGGGUCUAGGGGAGAUCCGUGGGGAUCCUGGGGAGGAUAGUAUCGUGAAUCUGGGGAUGGAAAAUUAUUAG
Messenger RNA from Dothidotthia symphoricarpi CBS 119687, 399 nucleotides. RefSeq lists its product as uncharacterized. The transcript has a single exon. NCBI's taxonomy places the organism in Eukaryota, Fungi, Ascomycota, Dothideomycetes, Pleosporales, Dothidotthiaceae. The coding region runs from base 1 to 399 and encodes 132 amino acids. The record is from RefSeq and is a predicted model, not a curated record.